GAAUGAAUGUAACGUUGAAAUUUCAAUGACUUUAUAAAUCAAAGAUUUCAUACUCGCUCCUUACUUUCCACAUUGAUGAAUCAAGUCAUAUCUUGUCACUGUUGUUAUAUCCAAACAAAAACUGUAAUGUGAUGUGUAUAUAGAGAAAUACGUUCUUUUAAAGUGACAAAUAUAAGUUUUUAUUAAAGUAAAACGCAGCAAAUAUUCUUACUUACAAUAUGCCUGCGUAUCAUUCAAGUUUUGUGGAACAUAAUGGAAACAUUGGUAACAUGGCACUUUUGCCAAUUAGAACACAUUUCAGGGGACCUGCACCUCCAUUUAAUGGAAAGGAUCUAGAUAUAAUUGAUGAAGCAUUGUACUUUUUCAAAGCAAAUGUAUUUUUUCGAACAUAUGAAAUUAAGAGUGAAGCUGAUAGACUUUUAAUUUACAUUACAUUAUAUAUUACUGAAUGUUUGAAAAGAUUGCAAAAAUGUGCAACUCAAGCUCAAGCAACAAAUGAGAUGUAUUCUCUUGCUAUUUCGAAGUUUGACAUUCCUGGUGAUCCUGGAUUUCCUCUGAAUUCUGUAUAUGCUAAACCAAAUAAUCCUGUAGAAGCUGAUACCAUGAGACAGUAUUUGCAACAAAUAAGGCAGGAGACAGGUGUUAGGCUUGUAGAGAAAGUAUAUGGAGAAGAUGGGAAACCAAGUAAAUGGUGGUUAUGUUUUGCCAAGAAAAAAUUCAUGGAUAAAUCCUUAUCUGGACCUGGACAAUAAAGUAUACUUUUCGAUACUGUUCCGUGGGAUACAGUGGAUGAAUACAAGAAGUUACUGUAUGAAUUUGAUAAAAUAAUGAAACUUGUGAUUCAAAAUAAAACUUACAAAAAACCAAUACACAUAAAUUGAGGAUGAUAACUGAUGAUUAUUGUGCAUCAUAUACUUACAUAUGUGAUUAAUCGAUGAAUUAAACUUAUACACGUAA
Osmia lignaria (orchard mason bee) is the source of this 957-nucleotide messenger RNA. RefSeq names its product Actin-related protein 2/3 complex, subunit 3A (gene Arpc3A). The record is from RefSeq and is a predicted model, not a curated record. Gene Ontology annotation, biological process: regulation of actin filament polymerization; Arp2/3 complex-mediated actin nucleation. Gene Ontology annotation, cellular component: cytoskeleton; Arp2/3 protein complex. NCBI's taxonomy places the organism in Eukaryota, Metazoa, Arthropoda, Insecta, Hymenoptera, Megachilidae.